This is a messenger RNA of Oryctolagus cuniculus (rabbit), 3325 nucleotides long. It is a transcript of the gene SP1, whose product is annotated as Sp1 transcription factor. Lineage: Eukaryota; Metazoa; Chordata; Mammalia; Lagomorpha; Leporidae. Gene Ontology annotation, biological process: regulation of transcription by RNA polymerase II. The record is from RefSeq and is a predicted model, not a curated record. Gene Ontology annotation, molecular function: RNA polymerase II cis-regulatory region sequence-specific DNA binding; DNA-binding transcription factor activity, RNA polymerase II-specific.
CACGCCCCUCACCCCGAAACCGCCCUUUCCCUCCAGGGCCCGCCCUUUCCCCGCCCCGAAACCUUCUGAUUGCUCACUCCUGCACCCCUUUAUCCCCUUACCUGUGGUCCCCAAUGGUUCCCCACUCCCGCUUACCGUUUCUCCUUCCCCCCUUUUCCCCUGUCUCCUCUCGGUGCAUUUUGUACUUGGAUUUUUUGCCUCCAUCGCUCUUGUCCCUAAUUUUAGCAAGCUUUCCAUCCACCCACAUGUUGUUUGGCCUUACCUGUCCUGCUCCUUUCUACCCCCAGGACACGUUUUCUUAUUUUGAAACCCUUUGUACGGGCCUGCGUGGCCUAUUCCCAGAGCACCUUUUUCUGAGUUUAAUUUUUGUGCAAGGAAAACCUGAGGCCAAACUUCGUGGCCGUGAGCCUGGCUCAUGACACAUGUGCCUUGCAGUUCCCCCCUGCCCCAAUGCAUUUUCUUUGUACUUCCUGUUAGUCACUGCUGUUUCAUCAUAGCCUUCUGUAAACUCUCCUGCACUCUAUCCACCCCCUCCUCCCCUUCCCCCACGCUAAGUUGUUUUUUCUUUUUCAUUCUUUUUUUAGACCAAGAUCACUCCAUGGAUGAAAUGACAGCAGUGGUGAAGAUUGAAAAGGGAGUUGGUGGCAAUAAUGGGGGCAAUGGCAACGGUGGCGGUGCCUUUUCUCAGGCUCGGAGCAGCAGCACGGGCAGCAGCAGCAGCAGUGGAGGAGGUGGAGGCGGGCAGGAAUCCCAGCCAUCCCCUUUGGCUCUGCUGGCAGCAACUUGCAGCAGAAUUGAGUCUCCCAAUGAGAACAGCAACAACUCCCAGGGCCCCAGCCAGUCAGGGGGCACAGGUGAGCUUGACCUCACCGCCGCACAACUUUCACAGGGUGCCAAUGGCUGGCAGAUCAUCUCCUCCUCCUCUGGGGCUACCCCUACCUCAAAGGAACAGAGUGGCAGCAAUACCAAUGGCAGCAAUGGCAGCGAGUCUUCCAAGAACCGCACCGUCUCUGGUGGGCAAUAUGUAGUGGCUGCCACCCCCAACUUACAGAACCAGCAAGUUCUGACAGGAUUACCUGGAGUGAUGCCCAACAUUCAGUACCAAGUAAUCCCCCAAUUCCAGACCGUCGAUGGGCAGCAGCUGCAGUUCGCCACCACGGGGGCCCAAGUGCAGCAGGAUGGUUCUGGUCAGAUACAGAUCAUACCAGGUGCAAACCAACAGAUCAUCACAAACCGAGGAAGUGGAGGCAACAUCAUCGCUGCUAUGCCAAACCUGCUUCAACAGGCUGUCCCCCUCCAAGGUCUGGCCAAUAAUGUGCUCUCAGGACAGACUCAGUAUGUGACCAACGUCCCGGUGGCCCUGAACGGGAACAUCACCUUGCUACCUGUCAAUAGCGUUUCUGCAGCUACCCUGACUCCCAGCUCUCAGGCAGUCACCAUCAGCAGCUCGGGGUCCCAGGAGAGUGGCUCACAGCCCGUCACCUCAGGGACGACCACCAUCAGUUCCGCCAGUUUGGUGUCAUCACAAGCCAGCUCCAGCUCCUUUUUCACCAAUGCUAACAGCUACUCCACGACGACUACCACCAGCAACAUGGGAAUCAUGAAUUUCACCACCAGCGGAUCGUCAGGGACCAACUCUCAAGGUCAGACACCCCAGAGGGUCGGGGGGCUGCAGGGGUCUGAUGCGCUGAACAUCCAGCAGAACCAGACGUCUGGAGGCUCCCUGCAGGCAAGUCAGCAGAAGGAGGGAGAGCCAAACCAGCAGACACAGCAACAGCCGAUUCUGAUCCAGCCUCAGCUAGUUCAGGGGGGACAGGCCCUCCAGGCCCUCCAAGCGGCGCCGUUGUCAGGACAGACCUUUACAACCCAGGCCAUCUCCCAGGAAACCCUCCAGAACCUCCAGCUGCAGGCUGUUCCAAACUCUGGCCCCAUCAUCAUCCGGACACCAACUGUUGGGCCCAAUGGACAGGUCAGUUGGCAGACUCUUCAGCUGCAGAACCUCCAAGUUCAGAACCCACAGGCCCAGACAAUCACCUUGGCCCCGAUGCAGGGUGUUUCCUUGGGGCAGACCAGCAGCAGCAGCACCACCCUUACACCCAUUGCCUCAGCUGCCUCCAUCCCUGCCGGCACAGUCACUGUGAAUGCUGCUCAACUCUCCUCUAUGCCAGGCCUUCAGACCAUUAACCUCAGUGCGUUGGGUACGUCAGGAAUCCAGGUGCACCAGCUCCCAGGCCUGCCGUUGGCCAUAGCAAAUGCCCCAGGUGAUCAUGGAGCUCAGCUUGGCCUCCAUGGUGCUGGUGGUGAUGGAAUACAUGAUGAUACAGCAGGUGGAGAGGAAGGAGAGAACAGCCCAGAUCCGCAACCCCAGGCUGGUCGCAGGACACGCCGGGAAGCAUGCACCUGUCCCUACUGUAAAGAUAGUGAAGGAAGGGCCUCUGGAGAUCCUGGCAAGAAAAAACAGCAUAUUUGCCACAUUCAAGGCUGUGGCAAAGUAUAUGGCAAGACUUCACACCUACGGGCACACUUGCGCUGGCAUACAGGCGAGAGGCCAUUCAUGUGUACCUGGUCCUACUGUGGGAAACGCUUCACACGUUCGGAUGAGCUCCAGAGGCACAAACGCACACACACAGGUGAAAAGAAAUUUGCCUGUCCUGAGUGUCCUAAGCGCUUCAUGAGGAGUGACCACCUGUCAAAGCAUAUCAAGACUCACCAGAAUAAGAAGGCAGGCCCAGGUGUUGCCCUGAGCGUGGGCACUUUGCCCCUGGACAGUGGGGCAGGUUCGGAAGGCAGCGGCACUGCUACCCCGUCAGCCCUUAUUACCACCAAUAUGGUAGCCAUGGAGGCCAUCUGUCCAGAGGGCAUUGCUCGUCUUGCCAACAGUGGCAUCAACGUCAUGCAGGUUGCGGAUCUGCAGUCCAUUAAUAUCAGUGGCAAUGGCUUCUGAGAUCAGGCACCCGGGGCCAGAGACACAUGGGCCAUACCUGUCAACCCUGGGAUACAAGGUAGCAUGGGUCCAAGAGACAUGUGGGAGAGUGAAGCCAUGAGGCAUUAAAAUGCAUGGUGGUGGAAGAGUUGGGGAAGGCAAACGAGAGAAGCGAUGGGGUCCCGGCACCCACUUGUGUGUCAUCAGUGCCUUUCUGAAGGCGGGAGACAUUAGUGAACAUUCUGCUGAUGCCACCCUUUGAUGAGUGUUUGACCCUGGUUUCUUUUUACACUUCUGACCCCAGCCUCUCCUUCCUGCGUUUCCCUUCUCAGCUCUCUCAUGAUGGAUCCCCCCUUUCCUAAAGCCAUCAUGCCUUGAUAAAUAUAUAUGAUCAUUGAAAUA